Hepatospora eriocheir is the source of this 411-nucleotide messenger RNA. Lineage: Eukaryota; Fungi; Microsporidia; Hepatosporidae. The record is from the annotation of a GenBank genome assembly.
AUGGAAAUAAAUGAAGAAGAGAUUAAUAAAGAAUCAAUUAACGAGUGGCCAAUACCACCAAUAAUAAAUAAUAAAAAAGAACCUUUAAUAAAUAAAGAUAAAAUUAAGAUAUUUGGAACAGAUUACAAAAUAAUCAAUAAUAGACCGUUUAUUGAUGUAGAAACAGAAGAGUUAGAUAAAAAUAAACUAAAAACAUUAAUAAAUAAAUCAAUAGAUUCAUUUAAAAAGUUCAUCACCUCAUUUAAUCCAGAUGAAAUGAAUAAAAUAAUAACAAUACACACAGAAAUAAACGAGAUAAUAAAUAAGGCUAAAUUAGUAUUAAAUGAUGACAUAUUAAUAAACGGUAAAGUGAUAUUAAAAAACUAUAAGAAAGAAAUAAUAGAAAAGAUAAAAGAGUUGAUAAAUAAAUAA